This is a messenger RNA of Verticillium alfalfae VaMs.102, 666 nucleotides long. RefSeq lists its product as hypothetical. Bases 1 to 666 code for a protein of 221 amino acids. NCBI's taxonomy places the organism in Eukaryota, Fungi, Ascomycota, Sordariomycetes, Glomerellales, Plectosphaerellaceae. The transcript is spliced from 3 exons. The record is from RefSeq and is a predicted model, not a curated record.
AUGACGGACAGCUGGCGGAAACUAAGACUGGUCGAUGAAAUUUGCUUUAUGAAGUGCGGCAAAAUCGAACGGGUGGCCAUCCUGCGCAUGAUGCACCUCAUGAUGACCUACCACGGAGAUCCCACUCCCGGAAGACUGUCUUCCCUGCCUCGGUGGUUUUGGAUGAGACCGUCACAAGCCUUGGCCCACUCAUAUGCCAUUGACUAUUUUGUUUGGCCUGGUGUCCGGGAGCGCUUCGUCUUCUCCCAGCACCGCUACUGUACCAACCUCUUCUGGCAGCUCUUCCAGAGCAACUUCAAAGUAAAAUGGCAGUACGGUUUCCGCGACUGCUACAUGCGAGAUCGUCUCACUGGCAAGUUUUCGUUGUCGCCCAUGUUCGAGCAGACCAUAAGCAACAUCAGAGCCUGGACCAUGGAUACCGACUUCUUCACCCACUUUCCCGAGCUCUGCCAAGACAUCCCUAGGGUCGAGGGUCUGCCGAUCGCGGUAGGGUCCGCGCGGAAGGAUGCCCAGCAGGUCUGGGAAGAGACACAACACCAUGCUGUCGUGCGGGCCGCUCGCCCCUUUGUCGGCCCUAUGCUGGUAUCCGACGGGUCAAAUGACCAGGUGGAUGGUGCAAGAUUGUACGACGGAGCGCCUUCAACGUUUGCACUCCACACCAGGUGA